AUGGCAGACAAAAGUCAAGUGUGUUCAGUAUGGGUGGGAUCGGAAACAGGGAUAUUAAAAGGUAAAAAUUAUGUAUCUCAGUAAACUUAGCCAUGUUGUCCUUGUGUGCUAGUUUGUUAGAGCUAGCUAGCCACCCCACGUGUUUGUUAGCUAGCUGUAUCUAGCUUGACAGGACUUUUCCCCAAUGCGACACAGAUUGCUUUGGGAAUGAUGACCAUCAGGAUAUUUAAAUGUCUAUCACUUACUCUGUCUGUCUGUUUCAUUAGGAGUGAGCCUAUCCAAAAAACAGGCUUUCAACUUCUGUGAGAUGAACUGCCUGAGCAGGGACCAGGAAGUCUGUGUCCUGGGCUGGGGAGAUCAACAUGAGACUGAGGUGUGUGUGUGGGGGCUCUAGAGAGUUUUGUUUAUUUUUUUGUGUUGGCUAAGAGUGCACAUAGGUCUGAAUGUUGGCAUCAUGAGUGGUGUGCCAUUGUGUUAUUUACCUGAGUGUGUGUUUGUUCUAGGUGCUGGUGGGGUCUGUGAAUGGCACAGUGAAGACGUUUAGCACAGAGAAGGGUAUCUUCACUGAGACCAGACAGUGUGGGGAGAGCACCCAGGGCAGGUUCACAGGACUUGCCGUCACAGACAGGUAUAGUCAUGUAGAUGAAAACAUGCUCAUAAUAACACCACACAGGAGUUCUUGUUCAUGCACACUGUCAUUACACACCAGCAGCUCAGGGGUCAUGUGUUGAGGAUACUGGGGUGUAUUCAUUAGUCGCAGGUCGUAGUACAACGUUUGGGCUGUUUCAACGUUUUGUAACAAACUAUUUACUCUAAACAGAAAACGUUUUGCAACUAAAACUAUUUUCUAUUGGACAAAUCCUGCUAGGUCCCUUCCCGUUUCGUUCCGUUUGCUUCUGUUUGGUUCCUACAGUAAACUGUUUCCAUUGCAAAACGUUUUGCAACAAGCCAAAUGUUUUGCAACAUUCUGAGACUAAUGAAUACACCCCUGAUGUUGACACUGGACUACUCACUCCCUGUGUGUCUCUGCAGUGCUCUGAUCACAUGUGUGGAGACGGGACUGCUGAGGGUCUGGAAGGAGGGCAGCACAGACACAGUGAGUGACUUUGCCAGAAUACCACUCAGGCCCCCUAGGGGUUGUUACAUUGCUGAUGGAUACUAGAUACUUAUUAAUGAAUAAGGUUCACUGUCUGCCUUUUUGUGCACUGCCAGUUCCUUGAACAUAACCCCUGUCCCUAUAUCCAGGUUGAGAUAAAUGCUGGGACUAAUGUUUGUCGGAUGCGUCAGAAUCCCUCGCAGCGCAACCAAGUGGCCACAGGAGGGAAGGAGAACGGCCUGAAGGUCUGGGAUCUGGAGAGGCCUGAAACACCCAUCUUCACCUCCAAGAAUGUAAGAGUAACAACUACAUGUCAAGGAAUUACAGUGGGAUUGUCUACAUAGUAUGUUAUUAUUUUUAGGUGAUGUUGCAUUAACACAGUGCUGUGGUUUUUGAUGUUGCAGGUGCGUAAUGACUGGCUGGACUUGCGAGUGCCAGAGUGGGUCAGAGACAUGGCCUUCAUCCCAGACUCCGACAAGAUCGUCACCUGCACAGGCCACCACCAGGUCUGUCUGAAUGUCUGCCUCUUCCUGUACAAGCCCUGCUCUUAGACUGGGUCUGCUGGUCUUCUCAGCCACUGACCCAGACCUGGCGCACAAUACUCAAAUGAUACAUUCAGCAGCAGUUUGGUCAGUAGUGUGAAAAUGGACUCUUAAAGGUUUUAAAAGUCCCUUUUAAGAUUUUAAUUAAUAUUGUUCAAGUUCAGGUACCAGGAUGUAUGACUUCGAUCAUUGCUACAUAAGCAAACAAGUAAACAUCACAUCUCUUUGCCUCCUAUAUCUAAUGACGUAACAAAAGCCAUCUAUUUUUACUCAUCUGUUUGUUCUCUCUCUGUUAGGUGCGAGUGUAUGACCCAGCCUCUCCCCAGAGGCGUCCGGUUCUGGAGGCUCAGUUUGGGGAGUACCCCCUCACAGCCCUCUCCCUCCCUUCCAACCAAGACAGUGUUGUAGUGGGCAACACGCAUGGAGAACUCGCCAUCUUAGAUUUGCGUAAAGGUGAAUGAGGCAGAGGAUCAUGUUAACUUGUUAAAUGAUUGUGCAGUUGCUUAGCGAUCUGCUUCAGAACUUUUCCAUGUCAGCCUCUAUCUUUUUGUCCAUGUAUUUAUUUGCCGUAAUUGUCAUUGUACUACAUUAGAGAGGCAUUUGCUAAAUGUGCUCUUUGAAGCAUCUGUUUAGCUUUAUUGUUAUGCCUGUAGCGAUCAUAAUUAUUAUAUUCUGAUAGUCAUGGAAAGAGGGAGCUUUUUUGUGUGUGCGAGUGCAUGUUGCGUGAGAGCUUCUCUCCUUGACUACAGAGUGUGUUGGUUGUCUAACCCUCCCUCCUCCUCUCCUCCAUCCGCUGCAGGUCUGGUGCGUGGGUGUUUGAAGGGGCUGGCAGGAGGGGUGCGGGGGCUGCAGUGCCACCCUUCUCUCCCUCUGGUGGCUUCCUGUGGUUUGGAUCGUUUUCUGAGGGUACACAGCCUGGAGGACCGCUCCCUACAGCACAAGGUACACUAACACUCUCUUACACUCUUAGUACACUUGAAGUCAGCUACACAAACCGUCAUUAGGGAAGCCUCCUACAAUUGUUGUUUAGUACAGUUUUUAAAAUAAUUGUGUUCAGUUAAAGUUCAAGAUGUUCUCUCUGUCUCCCUUGCAGGUGUAUCUGAAAUCACGACUCAACUGUGUGCUUCUGUCCAGCAGAGAUCUAGAGGUAGGGGAGAAUUUAAAGUGCUAUGAAUCAGACUUUAUGAAGUACCAUACUCAUCGAAUUGACUUUCAAUGCUAUUUUUUUUACCAACACUAAUAUUUGUUGUGAUAUUACAGCGCUAUCAGAGGAUUUUCAUCAAACCUACACACAUGACACCUGACAUGACACAUGUCGUGAUGACAUGACACCUGUCAUGACACCUGUCAUGCAUAUAUUUUCUCAUGUAUUAUGCACUACAUAAAAUUGUUGAUUUAACCAUCUUUGUAUCAAGUUGACAUGAUUGGUAUAUCAAACAACAAAAUGUACUUUUGCUGUGAAUAUUUGUGAAAAUGUGAUAUUGCUGCAACAUUAUACUGUGGUAUGUUUACAGUCUCUCUCUGUCCUCCAUUUCAGCUGAGCAGUUCAGCAGUAACCGGAGAUGUGGAGGAAGUGAAAGAAGAGGGAGAACUGGAUGAGGUGUGGGACACUAUGGAGAUGAUCAAAGACAAGGCUAAGAAGAGAGCAACAGAGGAAGCCGUAGUUACAGCUGUAGAGAAGACUACGAAGAAAAGAAAAGUGGUAAAAUGACUCCCAGUGGAGCGCUUAAGGAAAGGACUGUGCUCUCUAUGAGAAACGCAGAAGCUCUAGAGGUCUGUUGCGGAUGUACAGACUGUUUUCCUGUUGAGUCUACUGCAAUAGCCAUAGUUUUCCUAUUAAAACUAAACUGGCUCUGGAGUUGUUUGCAUGCCCUUCUAUACCAACUUCCUUGAAAUGUAGCUAAUAAAUAUAUUUAUUAUUUUGGCAACAACUCGCAAAAAGAAAGUGUAUUGAAUGUACUAUAUCCCCAGUGCUAUUACAAUAUCUCAUAUGAACUCUGAACAUGAUUGGUUCUUGUAAGUGUGUGACAGCGAGAGUGCAA
Messenger RNA from Coregonus sp. 'balchen', 3680 nucleotides. The record is from the annotation of a GenBank genome assembly. Lineage: Eukaryota; Metazoa; Chordata; Actinopteri; Salmoniformes; Salmonidae.